AUGGCAUUCGCGCAGCCACCGCAGCAGUUCGCGGCUGGCGGAGCAGGCGCUCAGGGCAUGGUCAGGAAGGGCAGUGAAGCUCGACGAAAUAGCAGCUCUUCUGCACGACAAGAAGCUGCUUCGGAGCCGGCCAACAUGAGCUCUUUGCAGCAGAGUGAGGAUGUGGGUGGAUGGGCUCGACGCACUGCGAACAAUGUGGUGAUGACGGAGCGAGAAAGGAGUCGGUUGCUGCGGACAGUCUCUACUCUCAACAAGACCCAAGGUUCUCCGGCGGCUACGAAUCCGACGCACGCUGAUCGGAGAUCGGGAGAGGCAGCUAGUCGCUCGAAUGGCUCUGAGGGUACAGAGACGCCUCCAUGCUACGAGACUGCACUCGGCGCAGAUUCCAAUGCAGACUCUCUCUCGAAAGGCAAAGCCAAAGCAGCGAUGCUGCGAGCCAUCUCCAUCCCAAACAUCGCACGCGCAGUGCAGGGCAAGCUCAUCAGCCCCACAUCCGCAACUUCGCCAAGUUCUGCAACCUCCGCGCGGACAGCGCAGAACAGCGCCAGGGCAAGCUCGUCAUUCUCCAUCGAUGCUGGGCCUUCAACUCCCACCUCUCCUCAGCAAUCGUCGCGUAGCAGCCGGCACGUGCGCUCGACCUCGAGUGGUCUGCCUUUACACCCCUUGGCAGUUCCUGCCGGCACGAUUCCUCAGCCCAACGUCACUUUCUCGCUGCCUUCGAGCCCUACGAGAAGCCGGUCAUCGGCAGAAGCAGUUGCAGCGAGCGCAACACCGAUUGAAUGCGCGUCGGAGGAAGCGCAGAUAGCUACAACUCAAUCCGUGUAUGCGUCGUGCGGUGUGAAAGCCAGUGGGUGGGGUGGGCGCCGCGUGCACCUUUGCGGCUGA
This is a messenger RNA of Ceraceosorus guamensis, 885 nucleotides long. RefSeq lists its product as hypothetical. Bases 1 to 885 code for a protein of 294 amino acids. The transcript has 2 exons. The record is from RefSeq and is a predicted model, not a curated record. Lineage: Eukaryota; Fungi; Basidiomycota; Exobasidiomycetes; Ceraceosorales; Ceraceosoraceae.